Messenger RNA from Oryza sativa Japonica Group (Japanese rice), 651 nucleotides. RefSeq names its product inhibitor of trypsin and hageman factor. Gene Ontology annotation, molecular function: serine-type endopeptidase inhibitor activity. Lineage: Eukaryota; Viridiplantae; Streptophyta; Magnoliopsida; Poales; Poaceae. Gene Ontology annotation, biological process: response to wounding. The record is from RefSeq and is a predicted model, not a curated record.
UAGUUGCCUUUCGAUGCAUUUUAAUUCUAUAUUCAGAGGCGGAUCAUACGCCAGGAGAAACACAUCCGCAUUUCUAUUUUAUAUAAUUCGAUUCAUUGCAUCCCAUUUAAUCCCGUCAAUCAAUCAUAAUAAAUCUCGGUACCGCCAUUAGCGAUUCAAAAUCACAAUUUUCUGCAUAUAAAUACGACGAUUUCCACCCCCGUCAUCCUCCACACCAACACACACACAUACACAAAGUUCAGCAUUCAUCAACAACAAAAAAGAACCAUGUCAUGGGCCUGUCGCUCCCUGCCUAACUGCCCGAAUGGCAAGUCGUCGUGGUCGGAGCUGGUGGGGAAGAAGGGCAGCGAGGCGAUGGCGGUGAUCUUGAGGGAGAGGCCUGACAUCACCAGGGCCAUCCUUGUGCCGCAGGACGCCGUCAUCACCGACGACUACUGCUGCAACCGCGUUCGGAUCCUCGUCGACUGCGGCGACGGCGGCGGCGACUGCGGCGACGCCAGCGUCACUGCCGUCCCGAUGAUCGGGUGAUUCACAUCGGAUGCAGUGCAGUUUAGGGGGGAAUUCAAUCACCUGCAGUUCUAGAGGAGGAAAAACUAUGCUGCGUUUAUGGUUUAAAGAAGUUUUUUGAAUAAAGAAUUCCCCUGUUUCCUA